AUGGAGGAUCUAGUGCUAAACUCAAUGCGCACAGGGACUUGUACUUCACGUCCCGUUUUCUUUCUCUUUCCGUCUCCCUGCUCUUCAAGCCGACCCGCGCGCAGGUUCCUUUACCCCUCAGCGCUGGACCUGGAGCCUGGACUCGACGAUAAGCAGUCGGGUGGGGGUUUCAAGGAAUCCAAGGCGCACAACCCCGCCGACAUCGUGAUAGGGCGAGCAGGGCUCGAGUCAAAGUUGACAGGGCCUCUGACCAGAGCCUGUCCAGAGGUGACAGGGUCAGAGAGGAACCCGGGAAAAGCUUUGCGGAACGCCGACAUUGAGAAGUUGAGCGUAUUUGUUGCAAACGGAAGAAUGGAUCGAAAGCUGCACGAAUCGGUCGAUUGA
Colletotrichum abscissum is the source of this 384-nucleotide messenger RNA. RefSeq lists its product as uncharacterized. The transcript has 2 exons. Lineage: Eukaryota; Fungi; Ascomycota; Sordariomycetes; Glomerellales; Glomerellaceae. The coding region runs from base 1 to 384 and encodes 127 amino acids. The record is from RefSeq and is a predicted model, not a curated record.